AUGCUGUGAAACUCACUCUUGAGGAAGUCCAUUUCUGGGUGAGCGUGUAGAGGAAGGGUUGUUCUCCGAGCUUCAGGCAGCAGUAAAGCGGUAAAAUGAUCGUCGUCAUCGAAGACCAGGAUGGCUUUGACAAAGCUUUGGCUGGGGCAGGUGAUAAGCUGGUAGUGGUGGACUUCACAGCCACGUGGUGUGGGCCUUGUCAGAGCAUCGCACCUUUUUACAAGGGUCUGUCUGAAAAUCCUGACUAUUCUAAUGUGGUCUUCCUCAAAGUAGACGUGGACGACGCACAGGAUGUAGCGCAGUCGUGCGAGAUCAAAUGUAUGCCAACAUUCCACUUCUACAAGAACGGGAAGAAGCUCGAUGAUUUCUCUGGGUCCAACCAGACUAAGCUGGAAGAGAUGGUGAAACAACACAAAAACUGAGUCGGAUAUUACAAGUGUUUCCUGUGUAGCCCAAUCUCCAGUUUUCGUAACAAUAACUCCAUAAAUCUGUUAUUUGUUAAUGAACUUUCAUUUUACAGCCGUUGUUGCAGGUCCGAAUCUGCCUUACACAGUCUGUUAUCCAUUUUCAUUCUAAAUAAUUACCUCUGUAUGUUCCUGUGUGUUCAUACAUAAUGUCUUUUUUUCCCAAGACCAAUAAACACAAUUAUAAGAAAA
Molecule: messenger RNA, 656 nt
Organism: Danio rerio (zebrafish)
Lineage: Eukaryota; Metazoa; Chordata; Actinopteri; Cypriniformes; Danionidae
Gene: txna
Product: thioredoxin a
Biological process (GO): cell redox homeostasis
Molecular function (GO): protein-disulfide reductase activity
Source: RefSeq, marked provisional